AUGAGCAGUGGAGUAUUGGACCAGAUUCUCCUCGAAGACCUCGCACGAUAUUGCCCGCAGCAGUUUCUUCUGUUCCACCAGUGCAUGUCCAAGCCAGGUGACUGUGAUGUCGAACAGGCCCAGCUUGUUGGGUGCAUCAAGACCAAAGCACCCUCAUUUCAAAAGAUCCAGAGUUUCUGCGCCGGGAAACUACAGGCAUAUGACGCAUGUUUAAGGACAAACGGCAUGAACCCGGACAGGUGUAAAAGCGACUUGGGAGAGUUGAGAGACUGUGCCUUUGGAUGCGUGAAACAGUAG
This is a messenger RNA of Yamadazyma tenuis ATCC 10573, 297 nucleotides long. The record is from RefSeq and is a predicted model, not a curated record. Lineage: Eukaryota; Fungi; Ascomycota; Pichiomycetes; Serinales; Debaryomycetaceae.